UUGUUAUUAUUUUUCUUUCGUCCCGGUUUGUUUUGGUUUAGUUUUUUUUUUUUAGUUUUUUUUUUAACUAGUUCCCAUCUCUUAACGUAUGUAAUCAAUAUACGUGUGCACUACAAAUGUGUUCUUAAACACGUGUAACAGACGUCUGUUAUCGUUUUCUGUUAAACAACGUUUAAAUCCUUGUCAGUAUUCUUCCUCGCCUCGGUUCGCGCGUUUAUUGAUCGUCUCGGACACAACUGUUUUGUUAUUAUUGUUGUUGAUAAUCGUAUAGUGAUUUCCGUCCGAUCGGUGUCCCCUCACUGCACCAGCUGCCGUUGUUGUCGAUAAGCAACUCGCGAAAACCGUCCGGUUUUCCGACGCCGGCAAUCGCUCUCCGUCCGCGGUCCGUCACGUCUGUGUACUCGUCGCGCGCCAGUUCGGUCGAAUGCAAUCCGUGCAUAGGUCUCGCCGUACCUUUCGCGCCCGUCGUUGGCAAAAACGCCAACCAGUAGCCCGUUAUCCGUGAGUAAUAACAAUAUUGUGUCGAUAUGAAAACCGUAUUGAAACGCCGUCCGUCGUCGUCCAACAACUCGUUACCUUCGAGCUACGUUUGUAGUGGGAGCUUUUGAAUUCGAACAUGAUAUAAUCCAUGAACAUAACGUGAACAUCACGACCAAUCGGUCGCAAUGACAAAAAAAUUUGAAUUCAAUUGGCAGAUCCCAGUUCCUGAUUUGUUGCUACAAGGUAGUGUGUUUGACCGUUGGACUGAAGAAAAAGAUAAUGUUGAAAUUGAAUACGGAUGUACAUUCAAAGUGGACGAAUAUGGAUUUUUCAUUUACUGGAAGAGUGAAAAUCGAGAUGGAGAUGUCAUUGAGUUAUGUCAAGUCAGUGACAUACGCUCAGGAGGUUUACCUAAAGAUACCCGACAACAACAACAGCUGAUAAAUAAACAUGGUGAUACAUUGGAAGAGAAAUCUUUAACGAUAUGCAGCAACACGGAUUACAUCAACAUAAAUUAUCAACAUAUUAUUUGUGCAGAUGCUGCAACUGCAAAACAAUGGCAGGAAGGUCUUCGUAAAAUAACUCACAACAAUAAGAUGAACAAUGUAUGUGUACGAACCAAUCUUAUGAAACAUUGGAUGCGAUUAGGUAUGUUGGUUGAUCCAAAAGGAAAAGUUCCCGUAAAAGUAAUUGCUAGAACAUUUGCAUCAGGUAAAACUGAAAAGAUGGUUUACCAGUGUUUGGCUGAUCUCAACUUGCCUAGUGGAAAAAAUGAUACUAUCGAGCCAUCAGAUUUUACUUUUGAUAAGUUUUAUGCACUAUAUCACAAGAUAUGUCCUAGAAAUGAUAUUGAAGAGCUAUUCCAGUCAAUCACCCAAGGAAAAGCUGAAAAUAUCAGUUUGGAUCAAUUUAUUACUUUCCUAAAUGAAAAACAGCGUGAUCCUCGUUUAAACGAAAUUUUAUACCCUUUGUAUGAUGAAAAGAGGGCAAUUGAAAUUAUCAACGACUAUGAACCAUCAGAAGAGGUAAAAAAUGAAAAGCAAUUGUCAAAGGAAGGUCUAAUUCGAUAUUUAAUGUCUGACGAAAAUGCACCAGUAUUUUUGGAUCGAUUAGAAUUUUACAUGGAUAUGGAUCAACCUUUAGCUCAUUAUUAUAUUAAUUCAUCUCAUAAUACUUAUUUAUCUGGGAGACAAUUUGGUGGAAAGUCCAGUGUUGAAAUGUAUCGACAGACACUUUUAGCUGGAUGCAGAUGUGUUGAACUUGACUGUUGGGAUGGUAAAGGUGAAGAAGAAGAACCAAUUAUUACUCAUGGAAAAGCCAUGUGUACAGAUAUUCUGUUUAAGGAUGUAAUUUAUGCUAUUCGUGAUACAGCAUUUGUAACAUCAGAUUAUCCUAUAAUAUUAUCAUUUGAAAAUCAUUGUUGCAAAAGUCAACAGUAUAAACUUGCCAAGUAUUGUGAUGAAAUUCUUGGGGAUUUAUUGAUGAGAGAAUGCUUACCUGAUUAUCCAUGUGAAGCUGGUGUGCCGUUACCUCCCCCGUCAUUACUAAAAAGAAAAAUUAUGAUUAAGAACAAAAGAUUAAAACCUGAAGUUGAAAAAAGUGAACUUGAGUUGUUUAGAAAAGGACAAUUUGUUAUUGAAGAUGAAGAGAAAGAAGAUGCAACUGCUGUAACAACAAAUCCCCCUGAAGAAAAAAAGGUGGAAGCACCUGAUGCUGGAACUGGUACAGAAGGUGCUGAGGCACCACCACCAAUACAAUAUACUGGAUCAACAACAAAUGUCCAUCCAUGGCUAUCUUCAAUGGUAAAUUAUGCACAGCCAAUCAAGUUUCAGGGUUUCGAUGUGGCUGAAAAAAAAAAUAUUCAUCAUAACAUGAGUUCAUUUGCUGAAAAUACCGGACUUGGAUACUUAAAGUCUCAAGCCAUUGAAUUUGUUAACUACAAUAAAAGACAAAUGAGUCGAAUCUAUCCAAAAGGAACACGUGCUGAUUCUUCUAACUAUAUGCCUCAGGUGUUUUGGAAUGCUGGUUGUCAAAUGGUAUCAUUGAAUUUUCAAACUGCUGAUUUGCCAAUGCAACUUAAUCAAGGAAAAUUUGAGUACAACGGUAACUGUGGUUAUUUGUUGAAACCUGAUUUCAUGCGUCGAGCAGACCGAAGUUUUGACCCUUUCGCAGAAUCUCCGGUAGAUGGAGUGAUUGCUGCCCAAUGUUCAGUUCAAGUGAUUGCCGGUCAGUUUUUGUCUGAUAAGAAAGUCGGCACUUAUGUUGAAGUUGAUAUGUAUGGCCUUCCUACUGAUACUAUUCGUAAAGAAUUUCGUACCCGGAUGGUGCCGAGCAAUGGUUUAAAUCCAGUGUAUAACGAGGAGCCAUUUUUAUUCAGAAAGGUAGUGUUACCAGAUUUAGCAGUACUGCGAAUUGGUGUAUAUGAAGAAAAUGGAAAAUUAUUGGGACAGAGGAUUCUACCUUUAGAUGGGCUACAAGCUGGCUAUAGACAUAUAUCCUUAAGAUCAGAAGCCAAUUUCCCAAUGGCUUUACCUAUGUUAUUUUGUAAUAUUGAAUUGAAAAUUUAUGUUCCUGAUGGUUUUGAAGAUUUCAUGGCUGCUUUAUCUGAUCCAAGAGCAUUUUUGUCGGCACAAGAAAAGCGUGCGCAACAGAUGAAGGCAAUGGGUAUUGAAGAAACCGAUAUUAACACCAAAGAUAUUGUGGCUGGUGGGGGAGGAGAAGGCGACAAGAUUAAUAAAAAGGGGAGCAAAAACAAAAAGUCUGAUGAACCAAAGAAAGAAGAAGAACUGAAAUUUGAAGCUAUAAACCUUGAGUACUUGAGAAACGAUAAGGGAUUUCAGAAAGCUAGACGAAAGCAAGAAAAAGAACUAGAAGCUUUGCGUAAACGACAAGCCAAAGAAAAAGCUUCUAUACAAAAACAGCAAUGUACAUCUGUAGAAAAGGCUGUUAAAGGCAAAGAUAAAACUGAAGUAAUCAAUGAUGGUAGUGUUAAAAAAUUAGUAACUGAGCAAAUGACUCAAUGGUCAGAAAUGGUUGAACGUCAUAGGCGAGAAAAGUGGGCAUUGCAAAAACAACAAGCCAUUGAGCAGCAAGAUGCUCUUGUGAAACUUAUGGAGUCACUUCAAGCUGCACAAAUGAAGCAGUUGGAAAUUCGACAUGAGAAAGAUUUAAAGGAGAUGAACACAAGGCAAGCAAAAAUAUCUGUGGAAGUAAUGAAAGAAGUGAUGAAUGAUAAAACACUUAAGACUAAAGGUGAUAAGGAUAGGCGGUUGAGGGAAAAGAAACAAAAUAACACUAAGAAGUUCAUGGACGAGAGAAAAUACGCUCAGAUCAAGCAGGCUAAAGAUAAAGACAAGUUGCAGGCAAAGCAUGAAAAGCAAAAGCAAGAGUUGAUCAAAGAUAUUAACAAUAUAUUCGAUCUGUACAUUUUAGCUUUUGGAGAUGUACAAGAACGAGGAGAUAGAGUACGAGCUGAGCAACAAGACUGAGUUUUUUGUAUGAUUCCUCAGUGACAACACACAUUGAUGAACCACGUGUCAUUGCUGCGGUUAUUAUGCAUGUUCUUACACCAUAUUGCAAUAUUUUUACAUUUUUCACUUAGUUUUUUUUUUAAAUAAUACAAAUCAUUAUUUUGUCUAGUGUUAAAAAUAAUGCAGUAGACCCAGUGUACACCUAAUUGUACAAAAUUUUGAAAAGGUCAACCUAGUCAAUCCUUACUAAACAUCGUUCUAUGGCCUAGAAUAAUAACAAUCCACCGCUGGAAAUAUUUAUGAGUCAACUUAAUAAUAUUGUUAGUUAUAAAUUAAAUAUGUAUACAUAUACAUAUUUCUGUGGUUGAAA
Molecule: messenger RNA, 4320 nt
Organism: Sipha flava (yellow sugarcane aphid)
Lineage: Eukaryota; Metazoa; Arthropoda; Insecta; Hemiptera; Aphididae
Gene: norpA
Product: 1-phosphatidylinositol 4,5-bisphosphate phosphodiesterase
Exons: 22
Coding region: 666-3968 (1100 amino acids)
Biological process (GO): phosphatidylinositol-mediated signaling; lipid metabolic process
Molecular function (GO): phosphatidylinositol-4,5-bisphosphate phospholipase C activity; calcium ion binding
Source: RefSeq, a predicted model, not a curated record